Messenger RNA from Cyanidioschyzon merolae strain 10D, 4206 nucleotides. RefSeq names its product chromosome assembly complex Condensin II, subunit G2. The coding region runs from base 1 to 4206 and encodes 1401 amino acids. Gene Ontology annotation, biological process: mitotic sister chromatid segregation. NCBI's taxonomy places the organism in Eukaryota, Rhodophyta, Bangiophyceae, Cyanidiales, Cyanidiaceae. The transcript has a single exon. The record is from RefSeq and is a predicted model, not a curated record. Gene Ontology annotation, cellular component: condensin complex; nucleus.
AUGAGCAGAAACAUUGCUCACGUUGACCUUUCUGUCACAGAAAAGCGUCUAUCAGACGACAGCCGCUCUGCUGUAACAAAGGGUUCGCUAGCGGUGGAGGAUGUGUCUGAUCUCGUGUCCUCACUGGAAAAUCUGUUGUUUCCACACGUUCGGUCGCCAGCGCUCGAAGAUGAAGAGCCGAACUUUGGCGUUCUCCGCGCUUUGCCGGCAAUAGUUUCCCUUUUUGUUGAGCUAGCUUCUGAUCAACAGCAGUUCCUGCUGGGGCGACUCGCACGCAAGCACGGAUUCGAGGCUGUUUGCGAAGCUCUGUUGGACGUUCUUGCCGACGCCUGCAACUGCUUGUAUGUCUCUGCACCUCACCUAGAGCUCGGCGCGGACGACUACCGAAUGAUAGGACUCCUGUGCGUCGGAGCUGUUGCGCACUUAGCGACAGCGCUCGUGGAGUUCAGUGCAGCUCUUGAUCGGCACGAAGACGGUCUGUGUCUGCCCGGAGCCCUUGCUCAGGCUGUGCAAGUCCUGCAUGACAUGAUGUUCUCCCUGCCUCGCGUAGCUGAUAAUUCUACCGCAGAGCACCGAGAGAGACAAAAAACGUCUCCUUCGCCGCCUUCGGAAGCGAAGGGAGUGGGCAUGCUCUUCGAGGCUAUGCAAGACGUCGCCCCGGCAUUUUCGACUGUAGACAAUUUUCAUUUUGGUACAAUGAGCGAAAAUCAGCUGCGGAAUGCCGACCGGGAGCGUGUUCCAAUAGAGACCGAGCGUGAUGCACCGUUGGAGACGCUAGUCGUCCAGGAUUCCAUUGCUGAGACCUGUGAGGUCCUCUGGAGCCAUAACUGGGCAGAUCGUCACCUCGUCGGACCGCACAUGAUCCUCUUUCUCCUUGCCGUUGCCGCUGGUAGAUAUGGAAACGUCGGCUUCGAAGCGGGUCCAGCAACCUACCUAGAAUGCACGCUCCCCGCUUUGCCGGAUUCGCGCGGGUUCGCCUCCAAAGAGCAACGCCAAUCCCGCGCGAGCCUUCGUGAAGACGCCAUUCGUCGCUUGUACCAAGUCCGACACGCAUUCUUCUGUAUCCCCAUGGAGAACAUUCGUGAUCAUAACAAAACUGCCCACGGCAACGAAGCAGGAAGCGAUCCCCCAGAAGCAGCGGAGCACGUCCUGGUCUCCAGUUUGAUCGCAGCGUUCGAGGAUUCACUCGUGGUUCAGAAUUCUUACGCGCGCAAGUGGCUGGCUCUCUGUCUGAGUGGCGUCCUCUCUCAAGAUUUGACACGACUGCUUCAUAAGCACUUCAUCGAGAGUAUCAUCUUCGAAUUGCAUGGAAAGCGACUCUGUCAGUACUACGCUGAAAUUUAUUUUCGAGCAUGGUGCAUUGCACACGCGGCCUGCCGAGAAAAUCUCCAGUAUGGUUUGGCUAGAAGUGUGUUUGAGCAGCUCUGUCUCCGAGAUUUCGCAGAGAAGAGCAUCCUUAGCAAAUCAUCACGUCUGGCCCGAGUCUGCCGGCAAAUUCUCGCAGCGUUUCAUGCGCAGAAGCGAUUGCCUGGUGUCGAUAAUGCUCUUGCACACUGCUACGAGCCGAUCAUCUAUCGGGCUCUUCUGCGUUCGACGAAUCCUCGCAUCCGACAGAAUGCCUGUUACUUGUUCUUCGAUGCCUUCCCGCUGCUGAGAGAAGAUGGCUCAGACACCGAUCUGCUCCAGCUCAAGUCCAGCGAGCGCACGCAGGACGUCUCCGACGACGAACAGACCAAGACACUGGCACCGAGCUCGCCUCGCGGCGAUGUUCUCGACGACCUGGAUACCCAGCUUGCACGACAGUUCGCUGUGCUCCCGCGUGUACUCUUCGAUAAGAGCCCCGUUGUUCGAAAGCUGGCCGUGGAUGGUGUCUGCCGCCUCUUGACCAUCUUCUGGGAUCUGUUUCCGGCCGCUGAUCGGGUUCAGCUGCUUCAGCUUCUAACCGGUGAGCUUGCACUAGACGCUGCUUCGGCAACCGUUCGAGAAAGCGUUUGCCGCGGAAUUUUACGACUUGUGCUUGAGCAGCCCUUAGCACAGGCCACGCUGCGGACUGGCCUUCUACGCGGCCUUCGGACGUGUCUCCAUGACAGGAAUAGGAGGGUCCAGCUAGCGGCCGCAGAGCUCGUUCUCGGAGUCAGUAGAUCCCCGUCUCUACGCUGGUACGAUGUAUGCUCCCUGCAAGAAGAUAUAUUGCCCUACAUGAGCGCCGGUGAUACCAUGGACAGCCGCCUUACCUGCUUACUGCUUCCGAGCUUCUUCACUGGUCUUGAUGCCAACUUGGAUGAAGAUGUGGAUCCGUUGCGUUACACGGACACACUGGCUCGGUGCGUUGAAUUCAUCCGUCUAGAUGCGGUCGCAGCAUGGCACUUUUACGCCUCGCUGGGGCCGCUGGCGCUCGAACCGCGGAAUUGGCUCAGGAACUUGCCUCCGAUAAGCAUUCCGUGCGUGCGCUCCAUAUGCAAGUUCAUCGCGGUUCUCGGAAAAGCGGUGAUCGAGUUGACCCAACAGGAUCCCAAUGCAGACGAGAGCUCGCUGAAUCAGAGGGAUCAUGGAGGCUGCGAAAAGGAGCUCGUAGAGCCUUUGUUCGUAAUUCUCUGUGAAACAUAUCGAAGCAUCGCAGCGGUAGUAUACGAUGGCGAGCAUAGCGACUGCAGAGUCUUCCUCGAAAGGCAGCUUGCCUUGGAAACGCUCUUCGCAUUGGUGGACGCGCUUCCGAGCGAGAAAGCAUCACUGCUCGGUGGUGCUAGAGCGGAAACCAGGAGCGUGAUGCACUUCUGGAGGUUGCUCUCGGCUCUACCCAAAAGUCUCAUGGAAGAUCUCUCCGAAGAAUGCCUGAGUAGCGUUUCAGAAGCUCUUCGAAUCGGGGCCCAGGUGGAAUCGUUCGUGCCUGCCGUUGAGGCACUUAUUGCUUGGGGACGCGGCGCCGACGUGUUCGGCUCCCGAGUUCUGCUGCCGCACUUGACAAGCAUUCUGGAGACGGCUUCAGAUGGAGCUUCAGACUGCAGUGUCCAGACCAUGGAAUCAGUUGCCCUGCUGUGCGAAUGGGUGCUGUUCCAGCCGGCGCUUCGAUCUCACAUUGAAGGCGAUCAUCGGUUCAUACGCAGCUGCCGGGCCCUGCAGGCCCUGCUGACCCGUUUUCUGGACGCCAAGGAGCAGGUAUCGCAGGCAGUGCGCGUCAUCGCAGCAAAGCUGCUGGGAUGUCUCAUAAUCGCCAAUGGCCUCGUUCGGGAUGCGGACCGGAAGCGAGCCCGGCACUCGGAUCACAGCGGCGGACAGUCAAAGUCGGAAACAGCUCCUGCGCGAUACUGCAUCCGAGCAGCAACCAUUCGAAGCUUGCUGGAUGCGUACGAAUGGGCCUUUACAAACGUCACAGACAGCAAUCCGAUAGGAACAUUGCGUCAAGAAGGGGCCCUGUACUUGAGUGAAUGUCUGGCACUCGGUCCUGUGGCCGGCGAGGGCCUGGAUGAAGCCACAGCAAACCGCGUUGGCGAACAGUUGAUGGCACCGAACGUGAUCGCUGCCUGCCGUGUUGCCUGGCAUCUGCUCCCGCAUGCUACCUGCCACGCUCAGCAAGAUGUUGCAAACGCCGCAAUCGACAAGUUGCUUUGCAGCGCUUUGCGAAGCGUCGUGGAAGCGGUCGGCGCGAUGUCACCACUGGAACCGGUGCCGUGGGCGGAGGCCUCUGCUGCAGGGUCACCAGUUGAGCACUUGCUGGUUCGCCGUGCGCUGGUGCGUACCUUACGCACAGCGCUCCGGAAACGUAUGCAGCUGCUGAUUAGCGUCCUCACUCCAUGCUUGGUCUCCAAACUUGAAGAGGAAUGCGCUUGCGGUGACAGUCACGACGAGCUUGCCCCGCCAGCAUCGCUGUGGGAGCUUCCAUGCUACGGGAACCUCCUUCGGGAGACGCUGGCGGCAACGGGUACAGCCACUCGGGUAGACGAGGCCGUCCACACCCACCCGGUUGCUGUCUUUGCCGGGCGCAUGGUCGACUUUCUGCUGUCCGAGCUUUCGGAUGAACCUCAGCGGACAACCGUUACUUCCAGUUUUUGCAAGUUGAACGCACGCUUACUCUUACUUUGUGCUUGUGUCGUGCACUGCAGGCUUAGUGCAGAAACAUUCGGUUCAAUCGAGAGCGCUCUUCAAGGCUCAGCAGCCUCUCGUGCGCUCUUAUCAACACUUCGCAUGCGUGUGGCUUUCAAGCCUUGA